This is a messenger RNA of Ceratotherium simum simum (southern white rhinoceros), 1965 nucleotides long. It is a transcript of the gene EFNA1, whose product is annotated as ephrin A1. Gene Ontology annotation, biological process: ephrin receptor signaling pathway; axon guidance. Lineage: Eukaryota; Metazoa; Chordata; Mammalia; Perissodactyla; Rhinocerotidae. Gene Ontology annotation, cellular component: plasma membrane. Gene Ontology annotation, molecular function: ephrin receptor binding. The record is from RefSeq and is a predicted model, not a curated record.
GGCUCGGGAAAGGUGCAGGAUCUAUCAACGACCUUGCACCCUGCAAGAUCCGCGCGCGGCGCAGCACAGCCGGGCUCCCGCAUCCGCGUGUUCGCAGCCCUGCACAUGGAGUUCGUUCCUUCUCCCGCACGCGACUGCGCCCGGGGACACAGACCCACCACCCCGCACAGGCCCACAAAGUGGCACGCAGACCCACAAGUGAGCGGACACGCAGCGCUGAGCAGAUUUGUCGGGACACAGGCGAGCGCUACGCUCCCCUCCCCUCCCCCGCCUCCUCCACCUCCCCAGCCCCCAAGCCCCAGGGCAGCCGCACGCCCGGCGGGGCGGGGCGGGGGCGGGGCGGGGUGUCGGCGGCGCCUGCCCAAAAGGCGGAGUCGCGAGGCUAAGGGGCCAGAGCAGUGAGCGCGGUGCUGACUGCGCGGUGGAGAGAGCCAUCGGGAACCCAGACCCCAAGGAGCCCCCGGUUCUCGCCCGGCCUGGCCAGGCCCCGCGCUAUGGAGUUCCUCUGGGCCCCUCUCUUGGGUCUGUGCUGCAGUCUGGCCGCUGCUGACCGCCACACCGUCUUCUGGAACAGUUCAAACCCCAAGUUCCGGAAUGAAGACUACACAGUACACGUGCGGCUGAAUGACUACCUGGACAUCAUCUGUCCGCAUUACGAGGAUGACUCUGUGGCAGAGGCUGCCAUGGAGCGGUACACGCUGUACCUGGUGGAGCGUGAGCAGUACCAGCUGUGCCAGCCCCUGUCCAAGGACCAGGUCCGCUGGCAGUGCAACCAGCCCAGUGCCAGGCAUGGCCCGGAGAAGCUAUCUGAGAAGUUCCAGCGCUUCACACCCUUUACUCUGGGCAAGGAGUUCAAAGAGGGACACAGCUACUAUUACAUCUCCAAACCUAUCCACCACCAAGAAGACCGGUGCUUGAGAUUGAAGGUGACUGUUGAUGGCAAAAUCACUCACAGUCCUCAGGCCCAUGCCAAUCCCCAGGAAAAGAGACUUCCAGCAGAUGACUCGGAGGUGCAGGUUCUACAUAGCAUUGGUCACAGUGCCGCGCCCCGCCUCUUCCCAUUGGCCUGGGUUGUGCUGCUCCUGCCAUUCCUGCUGCUGCAAACCCCAUGAAGGUGUGAGCCACAUCUGGCCUAAGGAUUGGAACUGGACUGAGGAGGCAGGGGCAGGCACCCAGCACCUGCCUUGGGGCCCCUCCCAAAGCCCCAGUCCUGGGAACCACUCCCACCACAUGCACAAGCUGCCACCCAGCAGCCUCAAAACGGGUCAGUAUUAAGGGUUUCAACCCAAAGGAGGUCGGCAGGUCUGGCAGUGCCAUCCACACCUCCACCUCAGAGGGACGGACGAAGAAGUGGGGACAGUCCUUUUCCCGCCAUUUCUGCCCUUAAGCCAAAGAAACAAGCUGUGCAGACAUGGCCUCUUAAGAAGGGCGCUGUGGGAGCUGAGCUGGAAGGGGCCUGGGGUCAUGCGGAUGGACACCGAGCUUGGCAAAGAUGCCCCUCCCAGAGAGAGCCAGGAUGCCCAGAUGAACUGACUGAAGGAAAAGCAAGAGACAGUUUCCUGCUUGGGUGCCAGGGACAGGAGAGGCAGCAUGCUUGGGCUGACCCAGCAUCUCCCCCAAGGCUGUGGAGCUGCCAUGGAGAGGUUUGUAGCUAGGCACUGCAUCCUCUCCCAUCAUGGGGCAGCACUCCCCAGAGCUGUGCCAGUAGGGUGGCUAUGUCAACUUAGAGUGUAGCUGAAAGGGCAAUGCCUACGUGCACAGAGUCUGUGCCUAGAGUGUUGCCUGAAGGGCAGGGCCCAUGUGUACAGGAUCUGUAUAUAAACUUUCUGUGUGUCUGUUCUGAUUUCUACAAUUGGAUUUUUUUUAUACAAUGUUCUCUGUCUCAAAAUAAAGCAAUGUGUUUGGUUUUUUUGGACAUGCUUUUCUGCCCCUCCAUCCUAAUUUAUGACCAUUGAGUCCCUGCUA